Molecule: messenger RNA, 3118 nt
Organism: Xenopus laevis (African clawed frog)
Lineage: Eukaryota; Metazoa; Chordata; Amphibia; Anura; Pipidae
Gene: grb2.L
Product: growth factor receptor bound protein 2 L homeolog
Exons: 6
Coding region: 404-1093 (229 amino acids)
Biological process (GO): female meiotic nuclear division
Cellular component (GO): Golgi apparatus; endosome; nucleus
Source: RefSeq, a predicted model, not a curated record
CAUUCUUAUCACUGCCUAAGCACAUUGUUCAUUGCUUUAUUGCCCAAAGCAGGCCAGGUAACAUCCUUUCCUAAGGCUAGCUUAAGCCUGUCUCUGCCACAGAGAAUAUAUCCUGCUGCAGGUCUGUGCUAUGAGUCAGGAAGAGAACAGUAAUAUAUGGGGAUUGAGCUUUGCCUGAAUUUUCGCGUGGCAGCCUGGAAACCAGCCUGGUUCAAAAAUGCACAUUUUCUUUGUAUCAUUUUGGCCUGUGUGAGCCGCGCGAGUCCUUCCCGCAGCACUAAGCGGAGGUGAAACGACAACGAGACGCGGUGGGUGGAUCCACGUGGCAGAGGAGAGGUGCGGGCAGCGGAGGGGGAACAGCCCUUCAUUGUGACGCCCCCAGGGGCAGGACUCUGCAGUCAGUAUGGAGGCAAUAGCCAAAUAUGACUUCAAAGCCACAGCUGAUGAUGAGCUGAGCUUCAAAAGAGGGGACGUACUGAAGGUCUUGAAUGAAGAAUGUGACCAAAACUGGUACAAAGCCGAACUCAAUGGCAAGGAUGGAUUUAUCCCCAAAAACUAUAUUGAGAUGAAGGCACACCCGUGGUUUUUCGGCAAAAUUCCCCGUGCCAAAGCGGAGGAGAUGCUUGGAAAGCAGAGACACGAUGGUGCCUUUCUGAUUCGGGAGAGUGAAAGUGCUCCUGGAGAUUUCUCCUUAUCAGUCAAAUUUGGCAACGAUGUGCAGCACUUCAAAGUCCUACGGGAUGGAGCCGGCAAGUAUUUCCUGUGGGUGGUAAAGUUCAACUCAUUGAAUGAGCUAGUGGACUACCACAGGUCCACAUCCGUGUCUAGGAACCAGCAGAUCUUCCUACGAGACAUCGAGCAGGUUCCACAGGUACACGGGGGAGACAGAGCCACGAGUUUGCCACAGCAACCGACCUAUGUGCAGGCACUAUUUGACUUUGACCCCCAAGAAGAUGGUGAGCUUGGAUUCCGAAGAGGAGACUUCAUCCAAGUUGUAGACAACUCAGAUCCCAAUUGGUGGAAGGGGACAUGCCUUAGCCAAACGGGCAUGUUCCCACGUAAUUACGUGACACCUGUUAACCGUAACAUGUAACCAGAGUCGGCAAGGAACCAGUGGCCAAGGAGGAGCACAGACAGACUGAUCUGGGAGGCAUUUUGGACUGACUGAACGACCAAGGGGAAAGAAAAUCUUGGCCUGGGGGAGCCAAGACAGACAGCUGACCGACCGUCUGAAUGCAGCCACGCACACCAGCAAGGACAGUUUGCCCUGGGAUUGUCACAAAUAUUCAGUAACAAGAUAGAAGCAUGAAUAGCUCAUUAAUCGGGGGUUUGGGGGAUAUAGACAUAUUGUAAGAAUGCUUAUGUUUUUGACUGCUAGAUCUGGUUGGUUGCCCUUUGACUGACAGAUGACAGAACUUCAGAAUAGUACAGGGGGUGGGAAUGGUACGCAUUCAUUAUAGCUCACAUACAGCUCUUUAGACUGACUGACUAUCACAGUGGUUAAUGCUUGCUGGGCCUUGAUCUGAGACGGCGACCCCAGAAGUCUGGCCGUGUUUUGUGCAGUUGCUCCGCGCAUUUUCUGAAGUUGAACCCUUGGCCCAACAUCGAACUUUUUUGGGUGGGAGGGUGAAGAGUCCCACUGACUCUUGAGGGAGGGGAUGGGUGAUUAUUGAUGUUUGAUUUAGAAUGCCAAAACUUACCUUUAAAUUAAAAACAAAAACAAGAGACUUUUUUUUUUUUUUUUUUUUAAUUAACAAACUCCCUUUACUGCUGCUGUUUCUUCCCCACGUCCCGUUCCUGUUUCACUUACCCCCCUCCCCAACCACGCAUGUGUUAGCCAAGCACUAAGUACACCCGCCUUGGAAAAUUAAAUGUGCAGAAGUGAGAGCUGCCAUAUCCACUCAUUUUCUCUCUCUAUGCAAAUCUGAUUCUGCUGGUUUGAUUGUAAGGGGCCAUAAAUAUUAACCCUCCCCCUUCUUCCCAAAUAGGGAUCCCCCCAAAAAAAAAAAUGUUGGGGUGGGGUGCAAAGGUAGCUGACACAUAUGUGCCUGUCUAGCCUUGUGUCUGUUCAGCUGACCUGCCUCAGGCAUCUUUACAUGAUAUUGACUUUUUGUAUCUCACUCCCACAGUAGAGUUGGCAGGGCAAGCCUAAUCCAGUAUUCAGUGGUUAUUUCAUUUAACUGUACUGGCAGGAAAAUGCAUUUGGGACACUGGCUGGGAUGGGGCCAGCAGGGAUCUAGCAGGGUAUUGGUUAUAACCUAGGGUUUUGAAAAACAUUAAAGACAAAGCCCACUUUUAAAAUUAACUUUUUAAUGCAAUGUAUCGUUCUUCAGUUCAUCAUUUCAGGUUGCUAUGAGGGGUUGACCCCAACAACCUGGCCAUGGUUUGGCUGACUUGUAAUAAAACAUACAUGCUGUUACCCUGGGUAGAGGAUUCAGAGUUGGCCUCUGCCCAAUAUGUCUAACCAUAGAAGCAGCUCAUUGUUUCCUGGCUUGCGGACUGACCGUCUGGAUUGUCUUGGUUGUUUAAAGGGGAUUGAAAAGCCACAGAGGCUGAAUGAUAAUAUGCCCUUUAAGUAUGCAAGGCAAGUGUUUGAGAAAGGCAUAGCUUACAGAAUAAUAUUUCUCCGUACUAGAGCUGCCAUACUACCUGCCUCUCCUGCCAUAUAAACAAAUGAGUGUUUCGUACACACAGCAAGCCAUGGUCUUAUCAUUAAAGUGCAAUUAAAUAAUAAUAAAAAAAUGAUGCAUAGGGUCUGUUUCCCCUUUGAGUUUGAUUCUUUUUAUCCAUGUCCUCAAAACCCUACGGUGGUAACGUACCUCCCUCACUGAGGACAGCUGGACUGCCUCUCUGGCCCCUCUGACCCCCGGUCCAUCUGCUUCCUCAAGGUCAUCGUGUAUAUGGGGGGCUUGGACUGCACUGGGACCAUAUGAUUGUCUAUUCGGGGAUUUGUGUGUAUCCUCCAGACUGGUAACUUGUGUGUGUAUAUGAAACAAAUCAAAUCAGUGUUUAAUUAAAGAACGGCUUCUGUAUUUAAUCCUCCAAUGCAGCAUUCAAUAGAUAGAUGUUAACUGUUAAUAAUAAUUAUAAUAAUAAUAAAAAUCUGGUGUUUUCCUCA